AUGGAGGGAUCCCGUGGCAUGAACAUGUCAGAUGUCAAUUCUUGCGUCGCUCCCCUACGUAAAGAUGCACCCUUCUUUGCAGCUGCUGCGCAUCGCUUGGGGGUUCUCUACCUGAGUUCUUGCCGGACCUGCGGCGAUUCGCUCUGCGCGGGGCCUGGUGCCAUGCUGAUGCUUUGUGCAGCCGAGCCAGCUUUGCGGGGCAGAUUUCUGCGGCUAGGCCUGGGACGUGCAGCUCUGCACGAGGUGCAGACGGCGGCUUCGCGACAGACCGCGGUGCACCUGUUGGAAUCCAUUCCGUUGCACGAAUGGCAAGAGCUUCCUGUCGAAGAAGCCGCAUUGCUGGCAGUUGACCUGGCAGACUCCUUGACAGGGUGCUUGGAAGAUGAGGAGGCGCAGGUGGCCAGAAACGUGAUGAAUGCCUUGUUCCGGUGCCAAACGAUGAGUGGCCUCCGCCCGAGCAAGAUGGCCAGGAAGCUCCUGGAGCAUGUGUUGACACUGGGCUUACGGUGUGAAGCGCCGACCCGCGCCUUCUUCCACUUGUUGGAGAAGUACAAGGAGUCGGAGGAAGCCUUUGAUGCGGACAGGGAUAUGAAGGCCUGGCACGAGAUCUCAGAGCAGCGCUUCGGGAAGCGAGAGGCGGGUCAGAGAGCCAAGUACCUUUACCACAUGUCAGAGGUCAUGACAAAACAAGAAAGGCGAGAGUGGGACUUCCUCUUCCAGUAG
Molecule: messenger RNA, 723 nt
Organism: Symbiodinium natans
Lineage: Eukaryota; Dinophyceae; Suessiales; Symbiodiniaceae
Source: the annotation of a GenBank genome assembly